Molecule: messenger RNA, 18229 nt
Organism: Labeo rohita (rohu)
Lineage: Eukaryota; Metazoa; Chordata; Actinopteri; Cypriniformes; Cyprinidae
Gene: abca12
Product: ATP-binding cassette, sub-family A (ABC1), member 12
Exons: 71
Coding region: 136-17430 (5764 amino acids)
Biological process (GO): lipid transport; transmembrane transport
Cellular component (GO): membrane; intracellular membrane-bounded organelle
Molecular function (GO): lipid carrier activity; ABC-type transporter activity; ATP hydrolysis activity
Source: RefSeq, a predicted model, not a curated record
AUUCCAGUCUUCAAAACAUUCCCAAUGUGACUUCAGUCGUGCAAACUUUUAACAACUCUGUACUGGUUAAUCAGACCAUGGAGUCCGUUUGGGAGUCUGUGAGCGUCCUGAAAAAAAUCCUUAUGCAGCUUCUCCAUGACUGCCAUCAACAUGUCAGCCAGCACACAGGAUAUCUUUACAAAAGGCUUGAUAAACUUCUGCAGCUCCAACGACACUGUUCUGGAAGCAUCUUUACUUACCCUGAACCAGGUGCUGACAGAACUGCUGAUCAGUAACCCGACAGAAGUAAUAGAAUCGAUUGGAGGCUCUGUGGUGGUCCUAGAUAGCCUUCAACAGGAGACGUCAGUGUGGGACUUCCUACUCGGCCUGCCUGAUCUCUUCCUGAAGCCCACAGAUGAAGAGAUGUUAAAUGCUGGAGCAGAGGAACUGGAAAAUCUUCAGAAUGCUUUGACAUUUCUCCAGAGGACUUUCCCUCAGGCCAACAUCUCUACUGCUGCCACAAACCCAGUCAUCACUAAAGGCAUUGGCUUUCUCAACUACAUGAGUGCUUGGAAAGGCAGAGAUUUGUAUUUGAAACUGAGUGAUGUCAUGAACCAAAGCAGCAUUGCUCAGCUCAACUCAGACAUGAAGGACCUUAUCAAUCAAAUCCACAUUCCCCUCGAUAAGAUUCAAGUGCUGUUCAGCGAAGAAGACUUUCGUACCUUUUUGUGUGACCAAAACAUCACUGCUUCCUAUUGUUGGAGUUGGGAAGCGGGCCAGAUAUUUCAAGGAAUAAAUACAAAGAAAGUUGUUGAACAGGUGCUGUUGACUUGGAGUCAGACCUCUGCCUCAGCAGACUUGGCCUUCACAAAAGACAUGUUCACCAGCUUCCUGGGCCUUGUCUCUCCAUCGAGUCUAGAUGCACUUCUCAAACACACCAGGUCCCAGCGCAGCAGUGACGCUCAGCCACAGAGCCUAGGGGAACAAUUAAUCUUCGGAUUAAGCAGCACAGCAUUUAAUUUUCUACAAGGCAUGCCUGGCUGGGAAUACAUUCAGACUUUCAUGAUGGCUGGUCAUUCAUCCAUGCAGGUGGCGAGAGUUGCAAUGGAAGUACAGCUACCAUUCAUUGAUGUGGUCCUGAGAGAUGCCAAGCAUGUUCAGGCGGCCUUACUUUCUCUAAUGCAGAAUGACACCUUUGCUAAGGCCUGGGCUGACCAUGCCAUGGACUCUAUUGUGCAAACCGUGGCCAAGGUUCUAGAGGGUCACACUAGCUGUAGAGACCUUUCUGCUCCCUGGGCUUGGAUGUCAACAUACAGCUCUAUAGAACUUCAGUUGUGGAGCACUCUAGUUUGCGCUGGGAAUGACACACGUCUUGAGGAAACAUUGUUGUCAUCACUUUUGCCAGUAACUGAGAAGGUCCAACAGUUGGUUGGUGUCGUGAACGGAACCGUAAUGUACAAUGUCACACCCUCAACAGUUAUGUCGGAGUGGCACAGUCUAUACACAACCUCCCUGCAGUAUGUCAGUGCCCUCCAGAACUUGCAAACUGAAGUUAACGAGAACUAUUUUGCAGCUUGGAUCCCAGGGAACAUUUCAGAUGGAUUGUCCCAGAUUCUGUUGACCAGGGCUACUGGCACAUUUGAGAACAUUGGUUCUCAGCUAGAAAACAGCACUCUGUGGCCCUCCAUGGAACCAUAUUUCCAUAUGGCUUAUUGGAUUUUGACCUACCAACCUAAUGCCACUGCAUCACCAAACUGCACUAUUAUUCCAUCUGCUUUCACCUGUCAAACCGGCUUUGCCUGGGAAACAGCUGUUCCGCUGAUUCAAUCUUUGAUCUCUGCUGCGUCAAGUGAACCUGACAGCCUCCUAAGACCUCUCCAGGGGACAGUGGCUCUCCUCCAAAACAGUUACAUGGCACUUCUGCAGCAAGUCAUUGCCAACGGCCUACCUAGUCAGCUUUUUGGUAGUGACACUUCACUACAAAACUUGUUGCUGAACCUCAUUACUACAGUUGAUAAAGAAAUUCAGCUCCUCUCCAACAUUGAGUCCACACAGCAGUUUGACACUCAACUCUCAUUCACUCUCUUAAACGACUUCAUGGCAGCUCUUGGACUGGGGCAGAUAGAGAACUUCUUGUCAGGUGGUUCACAGACGACCAGCAUGCACCCAGUCAUCAUGGGUGUCCUUCAGGUCUUGAACAAUGGAUCCAUCCAGAUGCUAAACAUAGAGGAGGGUUUUGCAGUUAUUCAAACAAUUUUGAGCCAACUUGGAGCCAUCUUGCCUCCAGAGCAGCAGUAUCAGUUAGAAGCAGGGCUAAAUAAGACUCAUGCCCUCAUUCGAGAUCUGGAGAUCUGUUCAGCUCUUGGCCAGGACUGUGUUGCUGAUGUCCAGAAUGUCUUUGAGAAUCUUGGUGCAAUGCUUGCAUCUGGAAAUAAUGUCACUGGCCCAAUAACACCUCUUCGGGGUAACAUGACUCUCCAUGUUGUGCUUGAUGUGCUUGCUCUGCUCAUGCCAUUGAACAUGUCCCAGCCAGCAGGUGCCUCAAUGGAAAUUUUCAGCAAGAUUCAGUAUCUUCUCGAGCAGGCUUAUUCAUCUCCAGCUUUCAACAUCAGUCAAGGUCUACAAGCCUCCAAUCUCACCAUUUCUGAAUUAGAGCAAGUCAAUUCCAUAAUUCAUUCUAAUUGGUCAGCAUCCAUACUGCAGACUCUGAAUAUGGCUGUUCAGAUCCCACAGUGUAUGAAUACCACACAGUCUCCCCAAAAGCCUCCUGCUAAUGGACAGGCCGAAUGUGUCCUUCAGCUCAUCCAGACUGCUUCUGGUUUACUUGGAAUAAUACCUGUAGCAGAGAAUGCUCAAAUAAGUCUUCAAGGUUGGCUUAAUAUUGCUGCAGUAGAGUAUCAGAAACUAAGUAACAUGUCCAUUUCUGGAUCUGACCCACAUGCAUUGACAGAAGAAGUACUAAUAACAACACUGUCAGCCAUCAGACAAAACCUUCAGGGUCUGAAUAUCGAGAACAUCACUGAUAUUACAAAUGAGCUCAACGUUUUGGAAGACCUCUUGAAAAAUGUAUUCAGAGAACAGUACCCAUACCACACCAUUAACUCGACACUGAUGGUGCAAGGGCAGUAUGCACAGAAGGUGUAUGGAGAAAUCACAAUGUGGUAUUUAAACAAGCUUGGAAAUGCCACCAGUGGCAGUAUGUUUGCAGAGAUUCUCCAUCACCUGAAACGCCUUGCUGAAAUGGAGGUUGCACUCAUGAAUGCAGAAGCAGAUAUGGUGACGCUAGCAAUGAAUCACAUCCAGAACUUGACCCAUUUGAGGCUUCCUCUGGAAGGCGAAGAUCUUGUACAAGUUGCCAAUACAGUCAUGACCAUGUUGCAAGGUGAACUGGCAUUGAUUAAAAGAAGGCUUGAGAUCCAGCAGGCUUUCUACAAUUCUUUAGGCUCUCCAAUGAACAUUAGUAUUCCUGCUGAAAUUGAAGCUCAGAUCAUGACUUACCUCAGCCUGACAACGGAGUGGAUCACUAACCCACAAGUGACGAUGGCACUUGCUAGAAUUUUCCAGUGGCAAAUCAACUCUACAGAUAUCACAACACCUGGGAAAGAUCUUGAACAGCUCCUCCAAGCCAUAAUUCCUCUACUCCGUCUUGAAGAUAGAGAGUCCCUCGCUGUUGUUGACCAGUUCUCUCAGGCACUAAACUACGCUCUACAGGUGGCUAGCAGUGGUGGUGGUGUCCAAAGUGAAAACUUCACAGAAGCCAUCAUCAGUGCUGUGAAAGUGAUUCUGAAGAGUAUUUCUAAUGAAACCAGAGCCCUAUCUCAGGAUGUGGUUAACAAUAUUCUUGGUGCAUUCAAUGGUUCCCUUCAGCUGUUCCUGAACCCCAAUGUGAGCUAUGCCCAAGCUAGCACCCUCACACAGGAGACAAUCCAGAUGGUAGAGGGAGCGAUUCAUACCCUUUUACCAGUAGAGGCAGCUCAGGUGUUGGUUCCCAUUAAAAACAGCAUUUUGUCCUAUCUGAAUAACAUCUCCCAGCCUGCUGGAUUUGACAAUUGGAAUGAACUCAUUGUGAAUGUGAUGGGAGAGCUUCAGAAUUCCUUACCAUCAAACAACACAGCUCAGCCCAUCAUAUCAAUGAUAAUCAAAGUCACAGAAAACCUUUUGAGCUCAAAAGAAGGCAACUUGACCAAGGACUGGAUCAUUAACCAACAACUGACAACUGCACUUGCCGGAAUCUUCCAGGGGAAUGUUAGCGCGGUAGAUCUUGCAGCAGCUGGAGUGAAUCUUGACCAUCUUUUGGAAGCCAUUGCCCCCCUACUCUCCCCUGAAGACAAAGCCUUCCUCGCCAUUGCUGAGCAGGUGUCUGAGACACUAACCUACGCUCUACAGGUGUCUAGCAGUGGCCUUCAAAGUGAAAACUUCACAGAAGCAGUCAUUGGCACAGUCAGAGUGAUUCUGGAGAGUAUUUCUAAUGAAACUGGAGCUCUACCUCAGGAUGUGGUUAACAAUAUUCUUAGUGCUUUCAACGGUUCCCUUCAGCUGUUCCUGAACUCCAAUAUGAGUUAUGUCCAAACUACCACCUUUAUACAGGAGACCAUUCACACAGUAGAGGGAGCGAUUCAUACCCUUUUACCAGCGGAGGCAGCUGAGGUGCUGGCUCCCAUCAAGAACAGCAUUUUAUCCUAUCUGAAUAACAUCUCACAACCUGCUGGUUUUGAUAAAUGGAAUGAACUCAUUACAAAUGUAAUGAGAGAGCUUCAGAAUUCCCUGCCAUCAAACAACACAGCUCAGCCCAUCAUAUCAAUGAUAAUCAAGGUCACAGAAAACCUUCUAAGCUCAACUAAAGGGAACUUGACCACAAACUGGAUCAUUAACCAACAACUGACAACUGCACUUGCUGGAAUCUUCCAGGGGAAUGUUAGCGUUGUAGAUCUUGCAGCAGCUGGAGUGAAUCUUGACCAUCUUUUGCAAGCCAUGGCUCCCCUACUCUCCCCUGAGGACAACGCCUUCCUCACCAUUGCUGAGCAGGUGUCUCAGACACUAAACUACGCUCUACAGGUGUCUAGCACUGAUGGUGGCCUCCAAAGUGAAAACUUCACAGAAGCCAUCAUUAGCACAGUCAGCAUGGUUCUGGAGAGUAUUUCUAAUGAAACCGGAGCUCUGCCUCAGGAUGUGGUUAACAACAUUCUUGGUGCUUUCAGCAGUUCCCUACAGCUGAUUCUGAACCCCAAUAUGAGCUAUGCCCAAGCUAGCAACCUCACACAGGAGACAAUCCAGAUGGUAGAAGGAGCAAUUCAUACCCUUUUACCAGCAGAGGCAGCUGAGGUGCUGGUUCCCAUCAAGAACAGCAUUUUAUCCUAUCUGAAUAACAUCUCACAACCUGCUGGAUUUGAUAAAUGGAAUGAACUCAUUACAAAUGUGAUGAGAGAGCUUCAGAAUUCCCUGCCAUCAAACAACACAGCUCAGCCCAUCAUAUCAAUGAUAAUCAAAGUCACAGAAAACCUUCUGAGCUCAAAUGAAGGCAACUUGACCAAGGACUGGAUCAUUAACCAACAACUGACAAUGGCACUUGCCGCAAUCUUGCAGGGGAAUGCUAGCUCUGUAAUCUUGCAGGGAAAUGCUAGCUCUGUAGACCUUGCAGCAGCUGGGCUGAAUCUUGACCAUCUUUUUCAAGCCAUAGCCCCCCUACUAUCCCCUGAGGACAGAGCCUUCCUCGCUGUCGCUGAGCAGGUGUCUCAGACACUAACCUACGCUCUACAGCUAGCUAGCACUGAUGGUGGCCUCCAAAGUGAAAACUUCACAGAAGCCAUCAUUAGCACAGUCAAAAUGUUUCUGGAGAGUGUUUCUAAUGAAACUGGAGCUCUGCCUCAGGAUGUGGUUAACAACAUUCUUGGUGCUAUAAGCGGUUCUUUACAGCUGAUCCUGAACCCCAAUAUGAGCUAUGCCCAAGCUAGCAACCUCACACAGGAGGCUAUACAGAUGGUAGAGGGAGCGAUUCAUACUCUUUUACCAGCAGAGGCAGCUGAGGUGCUGGUUCCCAUCAAGAACAGCAUUUUAUCCUAUCUGAAUAACAUCUCCCAGCCUGCUGGAUUUGAUAAAUGGAAAGAACUCAUUGUGAAUGUGAUGGGAGAGCUUCAGAAUUCCCUGCCAUCAAACAGCACAGCUCAGCCCAUCAUAUCAAUGAUAAUCAAAGUCACAGAAAACCUUCUGAGCUCAAAUGAAGGCAACUUGACCAAGGACUGGAUCAUUAACCAACAACUGACAAUGGCACUUGCCGCAGUCUUGCAGGGGAAUGCUAGCUCUAUAAUCUUGCAGGGUAAUGCUAGCACUGUAGAUCUUACUGGGGUGAAUCUUGACCAUCUUUUGCAAGCCAUGGCCCCCCUACUCUCCCCUGAGGACAGAGCCUUCCUCGCUGUUGCUGAGCAGGUGUCUCAGACACUAACCUAUGCUCUACAGGUGGCUAGCACUGAUGGUGGAUUCCAAAGUAAAAACUUCAAAGAAGCCAUCAUUACCACAGUCAGCAUGGUUCUGGAGAGUAUUUCUAAUGAAACCGGAGCUCUACCUAAAGAUGUGGUUAACAAUAUCCUUGAUGCUUUUAGCAGUUCCCUUCAGUUGUUCCUGAACCCCAAUAUGAGCUAUGCCCAAGCUAGCAACCUCACACAGGAGACAAUCCAGAUGGUAGAAGGAGCAAUUCAUACCCUUUUACCAGCAGAGGCAGCUGAGGUGCUGGUUCCCAUAAAGAACAGCAUUUUAUCCUAUCUGAAUAACAUCUCACAACCUGCUGGAUUUGAUAAAUGGAAUGAACUCAUUACAAAUGUAAUGAGAGAGCUUCAGAAUUCCCUGCCAUCAAACAACACAGCUCAGCCCAUCAUAUCAAUGAUAAUCAAGGUGACAGAAAAUCUUCUAAGCUCAAAUGAAGGCAACCUGACGAAGGACUGGAUGAUUAACCAGCAAAUGACAAUGGCACUUACUGCAGUCUUCCAGGGGAACUUCAGUGCUGGAGAUCUUGCAUCAGCUGGGGUGAAUCUUGACCAACUUUUGCAAGCCAUGGCCCCCCUACUCUCCCCUGAGGACAGAGCCUUCCUCGCCAUCGCCGAGCAGGUGUCUCAGAGAGUAAACUACGCUCUACAGGUGGCUGGCAAUGAAGGUGAUGUCCAAAGUGAAAACUUCACAGAAGCCGUCAUCAGUGCUGUGAAAGUGGUUUUGGAGAGUAUGGCUAAUGGAACCGGAGCACUGCCUCAGGAUGUGGUUGACCAUAUUCUUGGUGCUUUUAAUGGUUCACUUCAGCUGAUCUUAAACCCCAAUAUGUACUACAUGCAAGCAAACCACCUCACACAAGAGACGGUCCAGAUGCUAGGGGAAGCUAUUCAUCGCCUUUUACCAGCAGAGGUGGCCGAGGUGUUGGUUCCCAUGGAAAACAGCAUUUUAACAUAUUUGCAGACCAUCUCCAAAUCUGCUGGACCUGAAAAAUGGAAUGAAGUCAUUGUGAAUGUGAUGAAAGAGCUUCAGAAUUCCUUGCCAUCAAACAACACAGCUCAGCCCAUCAUAUCUGUGAUUCUUAAAGUCACAGAGUAUAUUCUAAACUCAAGUGAAGGAUAUACAAACAUGUGGCACAACCUUGGCAACUUCAGUCUUGGCAGCCUAAAUGAAAUAACAGAACAGCUUACAGUCUUUCUGGGCUCUAUGUCACCAUUCAUGAACGAGUCCUCCCAGACUGUCACCGAAUCUGUAGGCGUUCUGGUCCAGAUCCUUUCCGGGAGUGCUGACCAGCUGACGUUUGACAAAUUGGAGAAGAUGUUGGCUGCUCUGUUUUCAACCUUCCAAGGUACACCUAUGUGGGAUUCAUUGCCGUCUGUCGUGUCCACAAUUCAACAAGCUGUUGUCAACAGUGCUCACACAAUGAAUGCCCAAACAGAGCUCCUCUACGUCAUCCAGCAGCCAUUGUCCAGCCUUUUGACAGGCAUUUUUCAUGUUAUGAACACAAGCAGUUUCACUGCUCAGUCCUUUGUUGGUGGAUUGCCACAGGCCCUUGUGUCAACUGCAGAGGCUGCUCUGCAGGCUGGUUUGGAGGGUCAGAGCCUGAACUGCAGCUACAUUCAGCAAAUAUGGCAGGAUGUCAGAGCUGGGGCUGGAAUAAGUGAAGACACAGUUGCUGUGUGGUGUAACAUCAGCCUACUGCCAGUCAUAGCAGCCUUCAAUAAACCAGGUCCAACUUUUAAUAUGACGGGAAUGGCGAUGGAACCUCAGUGGAUAAACACCACUGCAGAAAUGAUGGCCGAGUCACUGGAGACCUUCUAUGGAGCAAUUAUGAACGUUACCUUUGCUGGCAGUCACCUUACAGAAGUCCUGUUGCAUUACACUUCAAUGCUAUCCAACCUCUCAGCGCUAGAAAUAACAAACCAGUCUGACUGGAAUGGCCAGCUCUUCCAGAUGCAACUGUACCAAAGCCUCUCCACAGUACAAAUGGCUCUGGAGCAAAUUAAGACAGAAGCUCCCUGGAUGACGCCAUACGUCAGCGCAAUUGGAAAAACUAUAGAGGUCAUCCUACAAAAUCCCAGUCUCCUCCAGAAUUCAACUGCAAGUCCUCAGAUCAUCAUGCAGGCUCUGGAGAUCACGCUUACCGGAAUGAAUUUUACAAAGGAAACCAUUAAUUAUAUCUUGAGUGGAGACAUAUUUAUGAACCCCAAUGGAAGCACAGUUGACAGUUUAAUAAAAGAGGUGAUCCAGCAAAUCAUUGGUACGGGAUUGCUGGGAGACUGGCCUGUCCUUUAUGGAGUAAUGCAGCAAGUUCUUUAUUUGGAAGACACAAGUGGCACCCUAUGGAAAACUGUUGAAUUUUUCAACUGGCUGUUCACUACUGAAGAUACCGGAAUAAAUUUUGUCUUGGAGAUCCUGCGUAAGAUAUACGAGAUAGUGAGGGAUGCCCUAGCCAAGAUGCCACAAUCAUGCUUGUCAAAAACCUUUAUUGACAUUGCAGGCAAUGCUUUGUACAUGCUGAAACAGAUGAAGCUAACCAGUGACCUCUUUGCCCCUGUGGAACAAUAUCUAAGCCCACUUCAAAUGCAGAUUGCUCAUGGACAGAACCUGCAAGGUCUUGUGUCCCACACCAGAAACACCAGAAGAGUUGCUAGCGAAGUGCCGAGAGAGCCCGUGGAUGACUUCCUUGACCUUUUUGACAUCAACUACCAAGCCUUGUUGAAAGUUCUUUCCAUUCCACCCACCCCAACUGAAAUUCUGGAGACCAUCCAUGUUUUCUUUGCGAAUCCAGACUUGAGUGUCAUCCUGAAGGGUUAUCUGAAAGAUACGACUGGAAACACAAGCCAGGAGGAAACCAUUGACACAGCUCUGAAAGUGUUGUCCUACUUGACACUCCCUAGCAAUGGGCAGCAGUUCCUGGAGAUGUUUAUGGACAUCAUUAGUGAAGGAUGGAGCUUACAAGACCUUGAUAAAGUAGAGAAACUUGCAGAGAGCCUAGGAAGAACAAUUGACAUGGCCAUAGUGCUAUCAGACCAGCCGUCUCUAAACAUUGCUCAAAGAAUCGAGCACAUGGCCCAACAACUCCAAGCUUCGAUGUCAAAUAUCAUCUCACAGAAUGGAAAUGGCACCAACACCACAAUCCAAUUCCUCACGGCGCUCAACAGCAUCCUUAACGAGAACUUUGAGGAAAUCAAGGACAUCAGCCCUCAGGUCACUAGCAUUCUCCAAAACAUAAUUGGCUCGUUUUCCAGUCCAGGGUCGCAGAUGAGCGUAGCAUCCUAUUUGGCAGCUGUGGAUCAAACUGCAGAUGCCUUCGCCUCACUUCUCUCUGGAGAGGUAGCUGUGUAUUUCAACAUAUCUGGACAAAUGCUGCAAGCCUUUGCAUUGCUCGAGGCAUAUCCCGGAGACAUAGAAAAAGUCAUGAUGUCCACCAGCAUGAUUUCUAACUCCCUAAACCAAGUCUUUGCCCUCUCAAAUAUCACAACUCUUCCAAAUGGACAAUCUCUUCAAGAGGUCACCGAUCCCCUCAUGCUUAGCAGUGCCAUGGCCACCCACAUCCUAUUCAACCUCUCCAUGUCAAACUAUAGCCUGAGCAGCAAUGCUGAGAAGGAGAUGCUUUUGACUCAGACGUUCAAUCAGAUGUUUGUCGUUCUUCCCAAGGAAACGCACAUGUACCUCUUUGCUGUCAAAUCGGCUCUAUUCACCGCCCUCUCAAGAGUAUCCAGCACUGCAGACAUCGCAUCCCACUUCCCGGAAAUCUCCCAGCUGGUUACAGAGUCUCUGCUUAGCUCUCUAAACAUUACUUAUGAUCCGACAUCCACGCAUAUGACUCCAGAUGGCCUUGUUUACAUCUUGAUGACCGUGUCUAAUCAAGUGUCCAUGAAUCUCUAUGAGGGCCUUAUGUUAUCCGGUUCCCCUAUCCAAGUCUCACAAGCACUGAACUCUUUACGUGAUGUUGCAUCUUCCAUAUACUCGAUAAUGCCUGUUGAGGGACGGCCGUACAUCAAUAUCACGCUCGACCUAAUGGAGACAAUGUCUUUUGUUCUUAAUGACACCAACACCUUUGGGGAUGUCAAUGGGGCUGUAUCUCAAGUAGUCAGUUCUGUCAACAACCUUCUAGCAAUGAUGAACGCAGACUCCUACAGCAGCAUUGUAGGUGACCUGGAGCAGACCCUUAAGACAAUCCUUAUGAUCUUCCAAGCAGACCAAAGCCCUCUCACCCGAGUAGCUGAUAUUACCCAGCAGCUGCUGCACACCAUCCAAAAUCUUGUCUCGCUGGGCAAUAGCAGCAGUGUGGAGUCUGAACUCACCAAAAUAGUGCUGGGGGCUUCUAGCAUGAACAUCGGCCAUCUGCUGGGGAUGAAUGACACUAACUGGACCGACAAGCUGCCCGUGCUGUUGACAAACCUCGCUAAUAGCCUUCCAGAAGACUUGCAGAAUUCUUCUCUUAUUAUGUCCGUCAUGAGAAGUCUGGCCAACGAAUCCCAAGAAAAUCUGCAUCUUCUACUGGAAGUGCUAAAUACUGCCUUUGAAUUUGGUUCGGCCAACUGGGCAAAUGAGAGUUCGGGAAUGCUGCUGGAUCACCUGUUAACUAAGGUGUGCGCUCUGGAAAACAUGACUUCUGUGCAGAUGAUCACCCAGUUUCUGCCUCUGGGCCCCAAAGUGCUAUGCAACACUGUUGUUCCCACAAUCCAGGCCUUCCAUGUGCUGUCAACCAGCCUUGUGAACCAAAGCAACAGCGUCUAUGAUCUGAUCUUCCAGACUUUUGUUGGAGACCCUAACAAAUACAACACUGCAGUGGACUGGACAUCAGUUCUCUCUCAAAUUGUGGGCUUCAACGUCUCAACUCUGAAAACUCUCAAUUUCAAUUUUACAUCUCCAGCUGAAGUGAAGGUUUCAGAGCUGCUGAAAAAUGCCACUCUGUUUGUUCAGGAUGUCGAGCGCUAUACCAGCUUUCCCUCUCACGUACUUCAGGCUCUGUUAGAUUACCCUAUACCCAGCAGCAACAUGCAGAUCUUGGCAUGGUUGGCAAACCUGCGCCAGUGCUCAGACCCCUCGUCUUUGCAACUGGACCCUACAGGGAAGGAGAUCUUCAGCGCCAUUUGUGCAAUGUCGCAUGAAUGGUACACAAUCCCGGUUCUCUUCAUUCGUCAUGUGGACCCGAAGGUGGCUUUAUUCAAGCUGUUUUUGUCCAGUGAAAUUCAGGAUUUGGUGGGAAUCAUGCUACAGAUGGUCAAGUUUUUGACAGACAUGAUGCACAAACUGGUACCUGCCAUUAACAAACUGCAGGAAUACCUGACAAACAUUGGAGAACUAAACCUGGUCGCCAACAAAGAGUUCCACAGUCUGGUGAGGGGAAAACGGUCCACAAUGUCUAGCAAGGCCACCUUUAAUACCAUCGCUCGUGCCUUUUGCAAAAACGGCAUCCUGACGCUGUUCGCCAUCGCACAAGUUCCUAUCUUAACCGAGACUGAUCCUUCCGUCCAGGCGGACCACAAGAGAGAAGAGCUGAUUAAGAAGUUCAAAAUCCCACACGAUGCUAGUCCCUUCUGUAUGAACCUCUACUUGGAUAUGGUGAACACUACAGGCGGUGCGGUGGCCUGGGCCUUCCUCAAACCCAUGCUGUUAGGACAGAUCCUGUACUCACCAGACACACCAGUGACGAGAGAGAUCAUGAGAAAGUCAAAUUCUACCCUGCACCAGUUUGGUGAUCUAAAGCUUUAUGCAUCCGAGUGGAUAGAGUCAUCGUCGUAUGUCAUGCAGUCUGCCAGCAUCCUGACAAAAACCUUGCCGAUACUUCAGAAUUCUCUGAACAAUCCAUUCGUCCAAAACUUCAUUCAGACUCAGACUGGCAUUGAUGUUACACAAAUGAGCGCAACUCUCAACCAAUUCUCAAACAUGACAGUCCUUUUAGAGCAAAACAAGUUUAUCAUGGAGCAGAUCACCACCCUCUCCAUGCUGAUGAUGAACCUUUCCUCCUGCGUCAACUUCGACCGCUACCGAGGCUUCAACUCCACUGAUGAACUUGACGAUCAGGCGGAGAAACUGGCUCAAAACCGUGAACUCUAUGCCAGCAUUAUUUUCAAACUUCCCGAGGAGACCUCCAACAGCCUUCCCGCGAACAUCGACUACACCAUUCGAAUGAACAUCGAGAACGUCAUGCGCACCGACCGCACGCGGAAUCCCUUCUGGGUGAAAGACGCCUUCAUGUCGGCGACGAAGACCCAGCGGUACAGCCGAGGCUUUGUGUACCUGCAGGAGAGCAUCGACAGAGCCAUCAUCGAAAUGCAGACGGGUAAAGCCAUAGAUGGGCCCGCGGUCCAGAUGCAGGCAUUCCCGUAUCCCUGCUACUACAAGGAUGACUAUCUCAACAGCAUCGCUUUCGCCUUCCCAAUGGCACUCAUGAUUUCCUGGGUGCUGUUUGUCGCCCACUUUGUGAAGAAACUUGUCCACGAGAGGGAACUGCGACUUCAUGAGUACAUGAAAAUGAUGGGGGUCAAUCCCAUCAGCCACUUCUUUGCCUGGUUAAUUGAAAGUGCUGUGUUCCUGCUGGCGACCGUCAUCAUCCUCACCAUCAUUUUGAAAGCUGGUGGCAUCCUUCCUCACAGCAAUGGCUUCGUGCUCUUCCUCUACCUUUGUGACUACGGCUUCAGCGUCCUCGCAAUCAGCUUCCUGGUCAGCUCCUUCUUCGAUAAGACCAACAUCGCCGGGCUGAGCGGCAGUCUUAUCUAUGUCAUCUGCUUCUUCCCGUUCAUCGUGCUGAUCCACUUGGAGGACAAUCUUUCCUUCAGUAUGAAGAGCGCUCUGAGUCUCUUUUCUCCGACAUGCUUCAGUUAUGCCAGCCAGUAUAUCUCCCGCUAUGAAAAACAGGAAGAAGGCAUCCAGUGGAGCAACAUGUAUAUCUCCCCUCUGGCUGGUGACACUUCCUCCUUCGGUUGGCUCUGCUGGCUGCUCCUCAUUGACUCAGUAGUCUAUUUUAUCAUUGGGAUUUACAUCCGCAAGGUCUUCCCAGGAAAGUAUGGCAUUGGUGUACCAUGGUACUUCCCUGUGACUCGGUCCUUCUGGAAAGAUAUGUUCACCUGCUGUAGCAGAGCGCCGAAGAAAGUAGGCAGAGGGCUGCUCUUUACCAACAUGAUGCAGGAGCAAAACACCACUGACAAGAGCAAAGGCAAAGGUAGCAAAGUGGGUAAUAGAGAAGAAGACUUCUCAGGAUUGCCUGUUGGAGUCUCACUGUAUGGCCUGACAAAGACCUACGGGAACCGGCACGCUGUAGACAACCUGAACCUUUCUUUCUAUGAGGGACAUGUCACCUCUCUGCUGGGUCACAAUGGAGCUGGAAAAACCACCACUAUGUCGCUUCUGACAGGGUUGUUUGCACCCACCAACGGCACCAUUGAGGUGUACGGGAUGGAUAUGGAGACGUCCAUAGAUGAUGUGCGUAAGGAGAUGGGUGUGUGCAUGCAGUAUGAUGUCCUGUUCGACCACCUUACCACAAAGGAACACCUGCUGCUGUAUGCUCAGAUCAAAGCUCCCCACUGGACCAAACACGAAGUGAAUGAACAAGUGCGCAGAAUCCUAAAAGAAACAGACAUGUAUGCCCACCGCCACAAGCGUGUCGGCACCCUGUCAGGAGGUAUGAAGAGGAAGCUAUCCAUCUCCAUUGCCUUCAUCGGAGGCUCACGGCUGGUGGUUCUCGAUGAGCCGACCACCGGGGUGGAUCCCUGUUCCCGACGCAGCAUCUGGGACAUUGUCCUUCAGCACAAGCAAGAACGUACCAUCAUUCUUUCUACCCAUCACCUGGAUGAGGCUGAAGUUCUCAGCGACCGUAUCGCCUUCCUGGAGCGCGGAGGCCUCAAAUGCUGUGGUUCGCCCUUCUACCUUAAAGACAAGCUGGCUAAGGGCUACAACCUCACCCUCACAAAGAAGGUUCAGACUCCUGAUUCAAACGAAAAGUUCAGCAUUGAAGAACUCAGGGCUUUCAUUCAAUCCUACCUGCCUGACGCUCAACAGAAGGAGGGAGAGGUGGGCGAUCUGGUCUACUCCCUCCCACCGUACACCCCCCAGAACGCAGCUGCGUACCAAUCCCUGCUUACUGGUCUGGAUCAGAACCUGGACAGUCUUCAGCUGGGCUGCUAUGGCAUCUCUGACACCACCCUGGAAGAGGUGUUCCUGCAGUUGACUCGAGACGACAUGGAGCCUAAAGAAAGUGAAACCUGGUCUGUAUCAGAGUCCGUGAUAGCGAAUGACAUGUUUGCGUCAAGAGACAGCAUUCCUGACGAUCUCAACAGCGCGUACCUUGGAGAGAAAGCCAGCCUCACUGGGACCUCAACCGUGCGUGGGGUUGCUUUGACUGUGCAGCGGGUGAUGGCCAUGUUGCUGAAACGUGUGCAUCACUCCAGGAAAGACUGGAAGGGGCUUUUCUCUCAGGUGUUGUUGCCCGUACUCUUUGUAAUUGCUGCCAUGGGCCUGGGCUCCAUCAAAAGUGAUCUUCAGCACUUUCCCAAGAUUGUGCUCUCUCCUGCUAUGUACCACGUUGAUGAACAGUACAGCUUCUUCAGCAAUCAGAAUUCCACCGCCAACAGUCUUGUAGAUUCCAUGAUGUCCUAUCCAGGCAUUGACCACGUCUGCAUGAAAGACCCCACAGAUUCGGUUUGCAAAGAGAGACCUGCAAUAGGAAGUGAGACCUGGAUCUCUAGAAGCAACGGCUCUGAUACAUUUACCACCUGCAAGUGUAGCAACCAAGUGCAGUCAUGUCCUGCAACCAGUUACGAACCACCUCACAUAAGAAAUCCAUCAUCCCAGAUUGUCUACAACCUGACGGGCAUCAACAUAGAGGACUACCUGCUGGCCACCGCCAAUGACUUCAUCAGAAACAGAUACGGAGGCUGGGACUUCGGAAAGCCUCUUCCGAUUGAUCUUACGAUGGACAUGUUAGAUGUGCCAGUGAACAGAACCCUUAGCAAGAUUUGGUAUAAUCCAGAAGGUCACCACACCAUGCCUGCCUACCUCAACAGCCUAAACAACUUUAUCUUGAGAUCCAGCCUGCCACCAGAGAAACGACGACAAUAUACCAUCUCCAUAUCCAGCCACCCUUACCCUGGUCAAGUGCAAGACGAGGAUCUCAUGGUUGGCGGUUUGGUCAGCAUCCUGGUUGCUCUCUGUGUCCUCACUGGCUACUCCAUCAUGACUGCCAGCUUUGUCAUCUAUGAGGUUCAGGAACAUCACACAGGCUCCAAGAGACUCCAGCAGAUCUCUGGCAUCAGUGAACCUUUCUACUGGAUCAUCAACUUCUUCUAUGAUAUGGCUCUUUACAUGGUUCCGGUGUUUCUCUCGGUGGCGAUGAUAGCAGCGUUCCAGCUCCCAGCAUUCACAGACAGGCAGAACCUCGGCGCGGUCACACUUCUGCUGGUGCUAUUUGGGUUUUCCACCUUCCCUUGGAUGUACCUUCUGUCUGCGGUAUUCAAGGAUACAGAGAUGGCCUUUAUCGGUUAUGUCUGCAUCAAUCUCUUCAUCAGUGUCAACACUAUCAUCUCCACAUCCAUUCUUUACUUCCUGGGUCAGCUCAACCAGAAUGACCAGAACAUCCAGAAUGUGUACAAUACCAUGAGCAACAUAUUCCUAGUCUUCCCUCAGUUCAGCUUUGGCAAUGGGCUGAUGGAGUUGGCACGGGUUGACAUGCAGGUGCAGGUCUUGAGCGCUUUCGGAGUGGACGCCUACAAAAACCCCUUCAGCAUGGAUGUUUUGGGCUGGAUGUACAUCUCCAUGUUCCUGCAGGGUUUCAUCUGCUUCACGUUUCGCCUGCUACUUAACAAGACGUUCCUUCGCAAAGUCAGACGGUUGAUCUUCUGGAAGAAGAAUGUUGUUCAGAGCUACAGCCCCAAUGAAGAUGAAGAUGUGGUGGCUGAACGUCUGCGUGUGGACCGUGGAGAAGCGAGUGCCGAUAUUCUGCAGGUUAAUCAUCUGAGUAAGGUGUACCAAAGCCUGAACAAGAGGGUGCAGGCGGUGAAGAGACUGUCUGUGGGCAUCCCAGCUGGCGAGUGCUUUGGAUUGCUGGGAGUCAAUGGUGCAGGAAAGACCACUACCUUCAAGAUGCUGACGGGAGACAUUAGCCCAACAGAUGGCUCGGCCAAGAUCCGUGACAUUGACGGGAGAAUGGUUGACAUCAUAGACUGCAGGAGAGAGGGCAUAAACAUUGGUUACUGCCCCCAGGUGGACGCCCUGGAUGACCUCCUGACUGGAGAAGAACAUCUCUAUUUUUACGCCCGCAUCAGGGGUAUCUCCAAGAGUGAGAUUGACCGGGUUGUGAACUAUCUGUUGAAAAAGUUGGAGCUGAAUUACCACCGACACAACACGAGCGAGAGCUACAGUUGCGGAACACGCCGGAAGCUGUCGACAGCCUUGGCCCUGGUCGGAAACCCUCAGAUCCUUCUCCUGGAUGAACCCAGCUCUGGAAUGGACCCACGUUCCAAACGUCACCUUUGGAAGAUCAUCUCCGAGCAAGUGAUGGGCAAAUGUGCUGUGGUCCUGACAUCACACAGCAUGGAGGAGUGUGAGGCCCUUUGUACCCGUCUGGCUAUAAUGGUAAAAGGACAGUUCAGAUGUCUGGGCUCCCUACAGCACAUCAAGAACAGGUUUGGCAAAGGAUUCACGGUGAAGAUGUACUUAGCUGGAGCCUCCUACGAUAUAGAUAUGAUCAGUAACUUCAUGCAGCAGAAUUUCCCCAGCACGUGCCUGAAGGAUCAUCAUUCAAAUAUGGUGGAGUACCACGUGCCUGUUGCUCCUGGUGGUGUGGCUUCAAUCUUUGGUCUGUUGGAGUCCAACAAGGCUGUACUGCAAAUCAAACACUUCUCAGUCAGCCAGACCACUCUGGAUGAGGUUUUCAUUAACUUCGCCAUGGGGAAGACCGACACAGACGAACAGGAAGUCACUGAAGGAACGGACAUUGACAGUCUAGACUCGUUCAGCACUUUGGACUGAUGAAAAACUUGCACGUUAUGCCAUUCAAUGAACCUCAAAAAAAGAUAUUAAUUUAAUACAUAGGAAAUAGGCUAUAUCAUAUUUUGGUGUUGUGAUUUUUAAUGAAAGACAAAAAAAAAAUCUGUUUUGUAUUGAAUAAUGAAGUCGCCAAAUACCUUACGGAUAAUUAUUAAGGAUUUGUAUGAGUUGUAUGUGUUAAUUAACUCUUUCUGUUCUUGGGUUCGAAUAUUGAUCAACAUUAAAUGACCUUCUCAUGGAAGUUGGUUGUUAUUUGUAUGACCUUAAAAGGUUAAUAUGCAGAAAGGCUACAUUAGUUUACAUAGUUUGGUGCAAUUCAUUAGUCUUUCAUUUGCCAUCAAACAAAUCCACUGCUGCUUAUCAAAGAAAAUGAAGACCUUUAUUUACUAGAUUGCUUGAAAUUUUAUUUCUCUACCAGAUAUAUAUAUGUGAAUCAAAACGUUAAUUAUUUACAUGAACAACUAACAGUGUGUUACUCAACACAGAAUUAAAUAUGUAUGCAGAGUGAAGAGUCCAUCCUCUUAAAUUGCUGGCUUCAUUGAUGCAGCUCUUGUCUAGGGGUUGAUAUAAAUCACAAAGACCUUUUUGGCUCCAAGAUAUAAAUGAUUCUUCAAUGUCUGCACAUCUUCACUCUCAUUAAUAUUUUCUCUGAAGGCACAUCUCUUGUGCAAGAAUGUACUAAAUAUUUCAUCGGCCCUUUCCUCUGUCUGCUUCAAGGCACAGUUCCUCUUUUAAAAAUGUACCAAGCUUAUUUUUACAUUAAAGCUAUUUUUCACAUGCA